Capsicum annuum is the source of this 984-nucleotide messenger RNA. RefSeq names its product dirigent protein 22. Bases 233 to 805 code for a protein of 190 amino acids. NCBI's taxonomy places the organism in Eukaryota, Viridiplantae, Streptophyta, Magnoliopsida, Solanales, Solanaceae. The record is from RefSeq and is a predicted model, not a curated record. The transcript has a single exon.
UUUUUUUCCUUUUCUUUCUAUCUUAUUAUUUAAAUUAAUAAUUUUAGUGAGUGGUUACUUUAUGUAAAAGAACAAUAUUAUAAUUUAAAGUGCCACUGUCCCAGACUUUAUGUAAUUGUCCAAGAUACUAACAAUAUGGAAAUAUGUCGCCUUUACUUUAAUUUCUAUAAAGUGGGUAUCCACACACCACCAUGUUUCAUUAUCCAUAAAGUGACUCAAAGAAUCUACUUCCAUGGCCAAACUAAUACUCCAAAUCUUCUCCAUUUCCGUUCUCUAUUCACUGGUAGCCUUUCCAGCCACGGGAGAAGAAGAUCAUAUUUUUGGAAAAUCCAUAAAUGACAAGUCCAUGAGGCUAAAAAGGGAAAAACUCAGCCAUUUCAGAUUUUAUUGGCACGACGUCCUCAGUGGCUCCAAACCAACAUCUAUGAUAAUUAUCCCACCUCCCAGAAAUACUACCACAGGCUUUGGUCAAAUGAAUAUGAUAGAUAAUGCCCUAACCUUAGGACCAGAGCUGAGUUCCAAGAUAGUUGGAAGGGCACAAGGGUUUUACGCUGCUGCUUCACUAAAUGAUGUUGGCUUAAUGAUGGUCAUGAACUUUGCUUUUAUCGAAGGAAAAUAUAAUGGGAGCACCUUCACUAUACUUGGACGAAAUCCGGUAUUUGAGAAGGUGAGAGAGAUGGCCGUGAUCGGCGGCAGUGGGCUUUUCCGAUUUGCUAGAGGAUAUGUUCAGGCUAGUACUCAUUCAUUGGAUUUCAAAACUGGCGAUGCUACUGUUCAGUAUGAUGCCUAUGUUUUGCAUUAUUGAAGUUUACUAAUAUUAUAUAUCACUCUAAUCGGCUAGCUGGCUUUUAAUUAAUAAUUAUGUCGUGACCACACUUUUUUCAUUCGUCUUGUCAAUUGUCAUAUUGGAGUAUAGAUAGUACGGAAAAGUUCUUUUCCUUUCUUGACCAAUUUCAUAUCUUUAUACUACAGCUGGAUUAUUUA